Messenger RNA from Megalops cyprinoides (Indo-Pacific tarpon), 1675 nucleotides. RefSeq names its product proteasome 26S subunit, non-ATPase 13 (gene psmd13). Bases 89 to 1225 code for a protein of 378 amino acids. Gene Ontology annotation, molecular function: structural molecule activity. Gene Ontology annotation, biological process: ubiquitin-dependent protein catabolic process. The record is from RefSeq and is a predicted model, not a curated record. The transcript has 13 exons. NCBI's taxonomy places the organism in Eukaryota, Metazoa, Chordata, Actinopteri, Elopiformes, Megalopidae. Gene Ontology annotation, cellular component: nucleus; proteasome regulatory particle, lid subcomplex; cytosol.
GAGAACGGUGUGUGUAUGUGUGUGGGGAAGGCAGACUUCAGUUUUUCCAUUUCAAAGAAAGAUACGUUGAAACAAACCGGCGAUCACAAUGAAAGAUGUCACCGGGUAUCUCAAACAACAGCAGAGCAAGAGCUCAACACCAGAAAUGGCAACAGAAUGGCACACAUUGGAGGACCUUUACAAUAAAAAGCUGUGGCACCAGUUGACUCUGAAGCUGACAGACUUUGUGCAGGACCCCUGCUUUGCCACAGGUGAUGGCCUCAUCCAGCUCUAUGAAAACUUCCUGAGUGAUUUUGAGCACAGAAUCAAUCCGCUGUCCCUGGUGGAGAUUAUUCUUUACGUAGCCAGACAGAUGAAAGAUCCCAAUGUUGCCAUAACCUUCCUUGAGAAGACAAAAGAAAAGGUGAAGAGCAGUGAUGAAGCAGUCAUUCUCUGCAAGACCUCCAUUGGUAGUCUCAAGUUGGAAAUAAACGACCUUCCUGCAACAAAGAAGUUAAUCGAGGAGGUGGAGGAGAUGCUGAAUAACUUGCCUGGUGUCACUUCGGUCCAUGGCCGCUUCUACGACCUGUCAAGCAAAUACUAUCGCAUUAUCGGGAAUCAUGCUGCCUACUACAAGGAUGCACUGCGCUACCUAGGCUGUGUGGAUGUCAAAGACCUUCCAGAGGCAGAGCAGCAAGAGCGGGCCUUUACCUUGGGGCUAGCUGGACUUCUUGGGGAAGGAGUUUACAACUUUGGAGAACUACUGAUGCACCCAGUGCUGGAGUCUCUGAGGAACACGGACAAGCAGUGGCUGAUCGACACUCUUUAUGCCUUCAAUGGGGGGAACGUGGAGAAGUUCCAGGCCUUCAAGUCUGCAUGGGGCCAGCAGCCUGAUUUAGCUGCCCAGGAGCCCAAACUCAUGCAAAAGAUCCAACUGCUUUGUGUGAUGGAGAUGACUUUCACCCGUCCAGCCAAUCAUAGACAGCUGACCUUCCAUGAAAUUGCCCAGAGCGCCAAAAUUCCUGUGGAUGAGGUGGAGCUGCUGGUGAUGAAGGCUCUGUCUGUUGGACUGAUCAAGGGCAACAUUGAUGAGGUUGACCAGAGGGUUCAGAUGACUUGGGUGCAGCCAAGGGUAUUGGACCUGAAUCAGAUCAAGGGCAUGAAGGAACGUCUGGACCUGUGGUGUGGAGACGUGAAGAACAUGGCCAUGCUGGUGGAGCAGCAGGCCCACGACAUCCUCACCUAAAGCAGCCAUCCUGCCGACUCAGUGCUUGUCCAGCUCUAACAUGGGUCCUGAGGACCUCUCCGACUACACCCUGCCCCUCCACCUCACCCCCCCUCAGGGGAACCAUUCUCUUACUGUGUUUUCUCAUAUUGUGAUUGUAAGAAUUAAAGGACAGCAGCACCCAACUCCAGGUAAAAUAAGAGACCUGUAUUGCAUUCAGUUUUAUAUUUAACGUUGGGUGCCAUAUUUGACUUCAUUUUUUUAAUACCUUAGAAAACACAUUUUGGACCAUGUAUCAUUUUUUCCCCACAUUUACUGGAAUGUGUUCUUGGCCUGUUGAAUUUGCUUAUGUUUUUCAAUAUAUAAAGUACUUAGGGUGCUUUUUGUACUGAACAAGAAGUCAAAAUGUGUUAAUGCCACCACUACUAGUUCAUAGAAAUUGAACCUCAUUUCCAGUUCCAAUAAAGGAAG